AAUCGCCCCGCCUCAAACGCAAAGUCGGCGUCCAUGAAGGUGACGCCCUCAAAGAAGAUGUCUGCUCCCCCUUCAAAGACCUUGACUCCAAAGUCAAGGGUCUCUUCGACCCGUUCAUCCAAGCUGAUCGAAAACGAGCUGGAGUCGCAUGAGGAGCCUGAGGAGGACCAAGAGAUCGAAGCAGUCACUGAGGGGCUCGAAGGAGAAGAGGAGGACCACACCAUGGACGAGACGCAAGAGGAAAGCAUUGUAAAGGAGACCACUCCGGAGCCGGCAGGGAGUGACGAGGACCAGGAGCCACCCAGCAAGGACCUCCCUGAGAUCCUUGCCAUGGUACCGGCCCCCAAUGAGGACCAUGAGGCCUGGUGGAAAGUCGGCAGGGUCUUGAAGUUUCAGGUCGAACUCAUCAAGUGGAUUAUGGAGCACAACUCGAAGGAGCAGUGGAGGUCCGUGCCUCCCAUGGCGGCAUCGUACAUGGGUCCGGCGUUCAAGGCACAGUGGUAUGCCUGCAUGGGGAAACAAAUCGCUGUAAAGCUGGCGACUUGCAGGGGCCCAGUUUACUCGCCAUUCAAGGAGUGGGUAGAGAUGCCGAGGACGGCCGUGGUAGGGAGGGAUAACAAGCCUCCCUUCGAUACAUGUGCGCUCAGA
Messenger RNA from Dacryopinax primogenitus, 648 nucleotides. RefSeq lists its product as uncharacterized. The transcript is spliced from 5 exons. NCBI's taxonomy places the organism in Eukaryota, Fungi, Basidiomycota, Dacrymycetes, Dacrymycetales, Dacrymycetaceae. The record is from RefSeq and is a predicted model, not a curated record. The annotation marks the transcript as partial.